CCUGCUUCUUGACGAACUUCUUGGAUCUCCCACCGCUCCCCCCUCCCAUUUCGAAUGGUCCGCCUCAUCCUAGGCUCUACGAAAGGCAAUGGCGUACGUUACUUUCCCUACACUGGAUACCUCGGCUUGACUCCAGUGAAGGUGGAUGGAGCGGUCCUCACCAGACUCGACCAGGACCUCAAAAUGCUUCCAGCAAGAUCCAUCACUGUUUCCGUCCGGUGUUACGAGCUAGUCCUGGGCCGCGUUGGUGUCUUACAGUCAAAUGUGUUGGUGGAUUACACCAAGGUUCUUUGGGAAAAGCCAGAGGGCCAAGAGUAUGGCGAAAUUGGCGACCUCGAGCUUCCUUUCCGGUUCUCGAUCCCCACCAAGGUCGGCGGCCUCAGCACGGCGUCUUUUGUGGAAUACAGGUGUCUAUGGCGUGUCGAAGCUAUUCUCAACCAUAUUCCUAUAACGGUCGUCGGUUCUCGCCAAGUGAAGCACGCUGAAUUACCUCUAACUCGCUACGACACUCCUGCCAACUUCCUUCCUUCCCAUCGUCGUCAGCAGUCAACAUCUGUGCCUCUUCUCGACCGUCAGACUUCCAAGCCCCGUGCUCCCCGGAUUUGUUACGCCAUAAAGACUCCAUCGUUUCCCGUUGGUCCCAUGGACCUGGUGUCCGUCCACCUAUAUCUCUUACCUAACGAUGCCUCGGUGUCGAUUCGAAGUGCGAGCGCCAUCAUUGAACGCCGUAUACACAUCAACGAAGCUUCAGCGCCCUCGACGGUACCAGCAUCUUACUCUAAUACCUCCAGACCUACAAGUCAAGCCAACUUUGAGCAUCACUCACCAACGCUGUCACCAUUAUCGCAUUCUCCAAUUUCAUCAUACCAGGACUCGCACCAUAAUACCCAUGCAUCUACAUCAUCUUCAUCUCUGUCUUCUUCCCAUCCUACUAUCACCCCAAACUCAGUUUUCCCUUCGACAACUACCCUUUCUAGUGCCGAAAAACGGCCUCUGCUUCAUGUCGGGAGUUCUUCGGAGAGUGCUUCGACCUCAGUCCCGCUUAUACAGUCAGAGAUGCCUCACGGUCGCACAUCUGUUCAUCCUGUUGCCGGAAUGGAAUCCUCAGGUCCAUUCACUCGCGAUCAGAACGGUAUCCUUACCAAAACACUCACUGUACCAUGGCCGGUUCCGAAGUCCAAUAGCCGAUGGGCCGUUGGAGAAACUGUGAUAACCGAUUUCGUAUCCGUCAAGUUCUUUGUCCGUGUCAAGGUUGUCGUAACCAGCCCUUCUGGCACAGAGUCCUUGGAGCUAGAAGAACGGGAAUUGUUUAUUGUGUCAACUAAUGAUGCAGAACGCCAGCUUGCCCUAGCAAACUACGAAUCACUUCAGCAAGCGGCCCUUCGCUCAAAAUCUAAAUCACCCCGACGCUCCCGCCGGACGCACGAUGACUUGCCGGGAACCCCGGUACCCCGUCCACCGUCCGAGCGAUCAGAUGGGCAUACAGUUUCUUCCGGAUCAUCACGACAACCGACCAGUCACUCUGCGAAGGGUAAAGCGCCUAUCCGUAGGCCACACACUAGUGCAGGCCCACGAGACAUGUUGGCAAAGUUUUCUGUAUCACGCCCACCUGAGCGCGAACCCGUGCCGUCGCUAGAAGUAUUCAAGAGAAUCAAGUACUAUCGACCAGGGACAGUGGACUCUGGGAGAAGUGGGGGACAGUAUCUGUAUGCGCCAAGAAUGAGCGUCGCUCCAAGUGGAAGCAGUACAAGCUCGGGGACAAGCAGCAUGACGAGCAUCACCUCCAGCAGUUCGAGUUGCCGAAGCUUAGAGGAAGUGAGGGAAUGGGAGCAGGAACUGAUGAGGAUCGAAGUUCAGAGCCGGAGAUCGAGUGACUUGAUUGGCUUUGCAUACAAAAGAAACCGACCGAGCACUAGCAAUGCGAGACUACUUGUGGUGGCAGGGAAAUCCUAGACUCACAAGUAGCGCUGAAGGGUGCUCUGAAUGCUCUGCCAGGUUGAGUUGAUUUACAUAGCAUUUAUCGAUAUCUUUUUCGCAUUUUGUAUUGUUGUUAAACGUAUAUAUGCUGUUCAGUACCUCGCUAUCCUAGUACUAGUAAACGUCGAUGUAACAAUGUAUUUUCUGGAUUUCUGUACGCUGCC
Messenger RNA from Guyanagaster necrorhizus, 2141 nucleotides. RefSeq lists its product as uncharacterized. The coding region runs from base 55 to 1953 and encodes 632 amino acids. The record is from RefSeq and is a predicted model, not a curated record. Lineage: Eukaryota; Fungi; Basidiomycota; Agaricomycetes; Agaricales; Physalacriaceae. The transcript is spliced from 5 exons.